AUGCAGGUCUCUGUCGUAUCUGGCCAAGACGCUAUAGCCAUAAACCUGCCCGCGCGUUAUGAGCAGCGUCUUCGUCUGGAUACCAUAUACCCCUUUCAAACUGAGUUCACCAGGGCUGCCUUCUCAACUGCUGCGGCGGUAUACAAGACAGAGCCUUUUACGCUCCGCGAUAUGGUUUCGUCAGCUGAAAACGGGUGUAGAGGGUGCAGAUUUCUUGCGGCUGUGCUGGCCGGAGUGGGUUCAGUCUACGCCUAUACGGAGCUGGAGCUGGCGGGCAUGGCAUUCAAGUGGCUGGGCUCGAGCUUUACCCUGGAUAUGACUAUGGAAGAUGGCACGCAGUCCUCUGGUGGCUGUUUUUCUGAGACAAUACCGGACAGUUGUAUCCUGAUUCCGGACCCGGGCUGGCCUGCUGUAUAUCUCGGUGUACGGGAUUGCCAGGGCGCCGGAACGAUCGUUCAAGGCCCACUUCCCGCUCUUCACGCGAUCGUGGGUGUAUCAGGAACGGAUGCUCUCACGACGGAUUCUCUUCUGCACAAAUUAGAGUUCCAGGUCGGCUGCCAGGGAGGCCUGUCGUACGAGUGCGGCGGAGACUCGAUAGCACCACAUUUCAAGCCCGUGCCUACCGUGAUGAAUGUGGCCAAGCUCAAGACACUGUCCGAGCUAAAGGCAGCCGAGGGCGGCGGCGGGUUGGUUGGUGAUGAUUUCACGAUGCUGAUCUAUCGCAACUGGGUAGAUAUAGUGGUGAGCUAUGCGAAGCUGGAUAUCACGGUACCGUCCGACAGAUUUUCUGCUAUAUCUGUCACCGCAAAAAUCGUUUCUCGGAAUAUGAAAAGCGAGUACCUAGCUGGAAUAUGGCGAGCGACGUUCAUGGAAGAAGGAUUGCUUUGGGCACACAGCGCAGUGACUGUGGAAGCCGACGGGCCACUCAAUCAAGACUGGACAAGAUGCACAUUUGCGGAGCCUGCCUUGGAUCUUAUGGGUGCGAAGUUGUCCUUCUAUGCGGAUGCCUACAUCGACCGAGAUAAAUAUGGGUUCUGGAAUGCAUUGGCAAAGGGGCGUGCAGGCUUGCGCCAUGUUAUCUACUUCAUGUUCCUCGAGAGAGACGCCCUGAGAUAG
Messenger RNA from Aspergillus nidulans FGSC A4, 1116 nucleotides. RefSeq lists its product as uncharacterized. The record is from RefSeq and is a predicted model, not a curated record. Bases 1 to 1116 code for a protein of 371 amino acids. The transcript has 4 exons. NCBI's taxonomy places the organism in Eukaryota, Fungi, Ascomycota, Eurotiomycetes, Eurotiales, Aspergillaceae.